UAUCACGUGUGGCCUUAAACUUGCAGCAAAUUGCAAAGAAAUGGCUCAAAGGCUUCAGCUCUUUCUGUGCCCUGGGAGCUGAGUGAGAUGCACGUCAGUGGCGUUGCCAGCCUGGCCUGUUCUCUGCCGACUGCCAGGGAAAAGAGGCCAGGAGGAAAGAGGAAAGAAAAGAGAUUGCCCAGGGGUGAGGCCAUGCCCUUCAUCUUUUCUUCCUCCUAAUCUGCACUGUCUGUAUCCAUCCAGGCUCUCCCCACCUGGCAAAACCCCUCAGAGCUGCUGGAUCAUCCACCCCAGUCUGCUCUCUCAGUCUGUGGAGUGUGGUCCAGCCGCUUGCUGAGCACAUUGAGAGGAAGUGGCUGUCUUUGAUCUCCACCUCCAGAUCAGAGUCAAGGAACAUUUUCAUAAUGGACACUUCAUCCAAAGAAAAUAUCCAGUUAUUCUGCAAAAAUUCAGUGCAACCUGUUGAGAAGCCUUCCUUCAAAACAGAAUAUUCCUCCUCAGAGAAAAAACAGCCCUGCUGUGGUGAACUAAAGGUGUUCUUGGGAGCCUUAUCUUUCGUUUACUUUGCCAAAGCACUGACAGAAGGCUAUCUGAAGAGCACCAUCACUCAAAUAGAGAGAAGGUUUGAAAUCCCUUCCUCCCUGGUGGGAGUUAUUGAUGGAAGUUUUGAAAUUGGGAAUCUCUUAGUUAUAACAUUUGUUAGCUACUUUGGAGCCAGACUUCACAGGCCAAAAAUAAUUGGAGCAGGCUGCCUGAUCAUGGGAGUCGGAACGUUGCUCAUCGCACUGCCUCAGUUCUUCAUGGAACAGUACAGAUAUGAAAGGUAUUCUUUCUCCAAUUCCACUCUUAGCACCUCUCCAUGUCUCCUGGAAUCAAACAGUCAAUUAACAACCUCAGUUAUGGAAAAAUCACAAUCCAAAAUAAAUAAUGAAUGUGAAAUCGACACCAGCUCCUCCAUGUGGGUUUAUGUUUUCCUGGGGAACCUUCUUCGUGGAAUUGGAGAAACUCCUAUUCAGCCCUUAGGCAUCACCUACCUUGAUGAUUUUGCCAGUGAAGACAAUGCAGCUUUCUAUAUUGGUUGUGUGCAGACGGUUGCAAUUAUAGGGCCGAUCUUUGGCUUCCUGUUAGGCUCAUUAUGUGCCAAACUGUAUGUUGACAUUGGCUUUGUAAACCUAGAUCACAUCACCAUUACCCCAAAGGAUCCCCAAUGGGUAGGUGCCUGGUGGCUUGGUUACCUAGUCGCAGGAGUCAUAAGUCUUCUUGCAGCUGUGCCUUUCUGGUGUUUACCAAAGAGUCUCCUGAGACCCCAAAGUAAAGAGGAUCCCAGUUCCUCCUCUGAAAAAUCCACAUUUAUUAUGGGGGAUCACACAGAGUACCAAACACCCCAUAGAGAAAAAGCAAAAAUAAUGGAAAUGGCAAGAGAUUUUCUUCCAUCGCUGAAGACUCUUUUAGGAAAUCCAGUGUACUUCUUAUAUUUGUGUGCAAGCACCGUUCAGUUCAAUUCUUUAUUUGGCAUGGUGACAUAUAAACCAAAGUACAUUGAGCAACAGUAUGGGCAGUCAACUUCCAAGGCCAACUUUGUUAUCGGGCUCAUCAACAUACCUGCAGUAGCCCUUGGAAUAUUCUCUGGAGGGAUAGUAAUGAAAAAAUUCAGAAUCGGUAUAUAUGGAGCUGCAAAAAUCUACCUGGGAUCAUCAGUCCUUGGGUACCUCCUAUUCCUUUCCCUGUUUGCACUGGGCUGUGAAAACUCUGAUGUGGCAGGAUUAACUGUCUCCUACCAAGGAACCAAACCUGUCUCUUAUCAUGAACGAGCUCUCUUUUCAGAUUGCAACUCAAGAUGCAAAUGUUCAGAGACAAAGUGGGAACCCAUGUGUGGUGAAAAUGGAAUCACAUAUGCAUCAGCUUGUCUUGCUGGCUGUCAAACCUCCACCAGGAGUGGAAAAACUAUUAUAUUUCAUAACUGCACCUGUGUGGGAAUUGAAGCCUCUAAAUCAGGAAAUUCCUCAGGCAUGGUGGGCAGAUGCCAAAAAGAUAACGAAUGUCCCAAAAUGUUUCUGUAUUUCCUUGUAAUAUCAGUCAUCACGUCCUAUACUUUAUCUCUAGGUGGCAUACCUGGAUACAUAUUGCUUCUGAGGUGUAUUAAGCCACAACUUAAAUCUUUUGCCUUGGGUAUCUACACCUUAGCAAUAAGAGUUCUUGCAGGCAUCCCAGCUCCCGUAUAUUUUGGAGUUUUGAUUGACACUUCGUGCCUCAAAUGGGGAUUUAAAAGAUGUGGAAGCAGAGGAUCCUGCAGAUUGUAUGAUUCACAUGCAUUUAGGCACAUAUAUCUGGGACUAACUAUGCUGCUGGGAAUAAUGUCCAUUUUCUUAAGUAUUGCAGUACUGUUCACUUUGAAGAAAAACUAUGUUUCAAAACACAGAAGCUUCAGAACCAAGAGAGAAAGAACAAUGGUGUCUACAAGAAUUGGGAAGGAAAAUUGUACUACAAGUGAUCACUUACUGCAACCCAACUGCUGGCCAGGCCAGGAAACACAGCUUUAGAAAAAUGAUGCUUCAAGCCACCUUUUCUAUUUUCUGAAGAUUCUGCAAGCAAAGUUUAAUCAAUGUGAACAGUCUUUAUCCUUUCUAAACAUUUCUACUUUGUUUUUUUAUCCUAGGUAUUAGGUAAUGCAUCUGAUAAUGAAUAUAAUUAAUCAUAUUAUAGAAAAUAUAGAUGAUGAAGUGAAACUUUUUAAUGUAUAUACGAAUCGUUUAUAUUCAUUAGUCAUUCUGCUUAAUUUUACCUUAUGCCCAUUGACAUAUUAGCUCUAUUCCUAGUAGAACAAUUGUCCCCAUAAUGUAAUAGCUAUGUUCAAAGUAAAUUUUAUACUGAGAUACUUGUCUAGGAUACGAGAAUACUGUUAAAAUUUGAACCAUAUCUUGGCAUCCUUCAACUAUCACCUUAAUGAUGAUGAUGUUGGAUGGAGUCAAAACAUGUAGAAGAAAAUUUCAUUUUAAGCUUCUCCUUUCUUUUGAAAUGCAAUAAUUGAUAUAGAAGUGUAUAGAGGUGCCCUAGCUGGUUUGACUCUGUGGAUAGAGCAUCAGCCUAUGGACUGAAAGGUUCUGGGUUCGAUUCC
Messenger RNA from Myotis brandtii (Brandt's bat), 3115 nucleotides. RefSeq names its product solute carrier organic anion transporter family, member 1C1 (gene SLCO1C1). The coding region runs from base 405 to 2540 and encodes 711 amino acids. Gene Ontology annotation, cellular component: membrane. NCBI's taxonomy places the organism in Eukaryota, Metazoa, Chordata, Mammalia, Chiroptera, Vespertilionidae. The record is from RefSeq and is a predicted model, not a curated record. The transcript is spliced from 15 exons. Gene Ontology annotation, molecular function: bile acid transmembrane transporter activity; protein binding. Gene Ontology annotation, biological process: transmembrane transport; bile acid and bile salt transport; sodium-independent organic anion transport.